CCCUCCUCUGCCAGGGGGGACCACCCCCUGCAAGAGGAAAGCUCCACCUCGCUCCCCUCCCCAGGUACGAGGCCAACUCCAGGGAUGGAUGGCACCGUUUUUAUAAAAUACUUUAUAUGAUUCUUACGAACUCUAACUUAUGCUAGGCUGUGAUGAUCAUAAUCAUACUAACUUUAAUAACAAUGUUCCAGGACUCUCCACCCCUACCUUCUCCUGCCCCCCAGAGCUCUCCUCCCCCUGCCUCUCCCUCAGCUCAGCUCAGUCUCUAGAGACACGACACUAAUCAGGCCAACCUCAUGAGUUACUUCCCCUGCCACGGCAUACUGUAUGCAUAGCACCUAAGCAUACAGGAGAUAAAAUAGGCUUAUACACAACUCAAUUCAAAGUAUUCAUCUUUAGAUAUACAUUUUGAAGAGCACUAUUCAUGACUAAAGUAACAGACAAUACAUAGUGAAUCACUAUCUACUGCAUUAAAUUUGAGACUGCUAAUGAGUAUGGUGCUGCUGUUUGACUGUGAUACCACUGAUAUGCAUUUCCUUGUGUGUGUCUGUGAGACGGAGAAUGAGGUUUUUGAGGAGAUCCGAAGGCUGUGUCUGGAAAGGGGGCGUCUGCUCCAGAAGAAUAAAGGACUGGAGCAGCAGCAGAACAGCGCACCCACUGCCUUGGAGGAGCUGACCCAGCUGAGAGAGUGUCUGGAACAGGCGGAGGCAGAGCGGGACAGGCUACAGACUGAGCUGGAGGAGCUGAAGGCAGGUCAGGUGAUCGGAGCCAGUGACUCAGAUGAUGACAUACUGGACUUCCUAUGUGUUGAGAAGCUGCUCUCCAGGCGCUCCAGAGAGUCUCCCUCUGCUCUGGACGAGGAGGAGGCAAACUCCCCGAACUCCACCUCUACUGGUCCUGCAGACCCAGACACUGUGGCUGAGCUAUGCAGACAGGUGGAUGAGCUGACCUCACAGAACCAGGAGCUGGUCCUCAAAGUGCAGCCCUGUAUGACUGACUCAGGAGGGAGUUUGAAGCUCUACAGGAGCGCUACUCCCAGGCCCAGGCUUCAUCUGAGGCCUCCAGCAUGGCGGGAGAGGGGUGACCCUGGUCUGCAGUGUGAGCAGCUGGCCAGGGAGAGGUCCGAGGCCAGCCUGAGACUGAACGAGGCCCAACUGGAGCUGGAGAGACUACGGCCAACCAGCCCCACACACUGUCAGGGAGAUGAGGAAGAGAGGUCGGAAGGGUCAGAGCCCUCCAUCACAUCAGAGUGCUCCCUGAGACGGGUGAGGGAGGAACUGGAGGUGGCUAGGCAGGAAGCAGCUCAAGCUCCGGACUGUCUGUGUGCGGAGCGUGAGGGUUGGUCUCAGGACACCCUCCACCUGAGACAUGCAGUACCCCUGUCCCAACACACAGAGGUGUUGACGGCUCUGUCGGAGCAGCUGGCCCAGACAGCCCAGGAACUGCAGGCGGAGAUGCCACGCCCAGACAGAGACGGCCAGGCUGGAUGCCCAACUACAGGACCUUAUACCCUGGGAGGAGCAUGA
Messenger RNA from Oncorhynchus kisutch (coho salmon), 1526 nucleotides. RefSeq lists its product as uncharacterized. Bases 489 to 1526 code for a protein of 345 amino acids. The transcript is spliced from 6 exons. NCBI's taxonomy places the organism in Eukaryota, Metazoa, Chordata, Actinopteri, Salmoniformes, Salmonidae. The record is from RefSeq and is a predicted model, not a curated record.